This is a messenger RNA of Cynocephalus volans (Philippine flying lemur), 2465 nucleotides long. RefSeq names its product zinc finger protein 615. The record is from RefSeq and is a predicted model, not a curated record. The coding region runs from base 270 to 2465 and encodes 731 amino acids. Gene Ontology annotation, biological process: regulation of transcription by RNA polymerase II. The transcript has 6 exons. Gene Ontology annotation, molecular function: RNA polymerase II cis-regulatory region sequence-specific DNA binding; DNA-binding transcription factor activity, RNA polymerase II-specific. NCBI's taxonomy places the organism in Eukaryota, Metazoa, Chordata, Mammalia, Dermoptera, Cynocephalidae.
GUUUGGUGACGCAAGUGGUAUUCCGUGGAGAGGACAGCGUGGGUUCUUUCUGACACAAGUAAAAUGACUUCUCUGUCAUGCCCACAGGUGCUGAGAACAAGAGAAAUCAAGUGAAGGAAGGAGGAGGAGAUUCCAAGACUUGGGUGUCAUUAUUUCUGGGGACACCCUUGACUGGAGACUGAAUUUUUUGAACAGAAAUUUAGAGUUGAUCCAGAAGAGGCAAAGACAGAGCAUCCCAGUUAGCAGCCAUUUCUCAGAUUCAGAGGAAAAUGGUGCAGACCCAGGAAUUGCUGACACUGAAGGAUGUGGCUGUGGAGUUCACCUGGGAGGAGUGGCAGCUCCUGGCCCCUGCUCAGAAGGACCUGUACCGGGAUGUGAUGUUGGAGAACUACAGAAACCUGGUAUCACUGGGGUGUCAAGACAGCAAACCAGAUGCACUCUCCAAGUUGGAACAAGGAGAAGAACCAUGGACAAUAGAAGAUGAAAUCCAUAGUCAAAUCUGUUCAGAAAUUGGGAAAGUUAAUGAUCCUCUGCAGCAUCACUUGCAAAAUCAAAACAUUCAGAAGAGUGCGGAACAAUGCUAUGAACAGAAUGUGUUUGGAAAUAUUGUUAAUCAGAGCAAAGGUCAUUUCCCAUUAGAGGAAAAUCAUGAUACAUUUACCUUACGUAAAAAACCCUUAAAAUCAAAUUUAAGUUUUGAAAACCAGAAUAGAAGCUGUAACCUAAAGAACUCUGCUGUGUUUAAUGGAGAUGGAAAAUCCCUUCAUGCUAACCAUGAACAAUUUUAUACCGAAAUUAAAUUCCCUAUAAGUACAAAACCCAUCAGCAAUAAGUCCCAGGCCAUUAAACAACAGAAAAUGCACAACAUAGAGAAAGCCCAUGUGUGCAGUGAAUGCGGGAAAGCCUUCAUCAAGAGGUCUCAAUUCACUAAUCAUCAAAAAGUUCAUACUGGAGAAAAACCUCAUGGAUGCAGUAUGUGUGGGAAAGCAUUCUCCAGAAAAUCCAGGCUAAUGGAACAUCAGAGAACUCAUACAGGACUGAAACAUUAUGAAUGCACUGAAUGUGACAAAAUCUUCCUCAAGAAAUCACAGUUCAGUAUUCAUCAGAAAACUCAUACGGGGGAGAAGCCUUACACAUGUAGUGAGUGUGGGAAAGCCUUCAUCAAAAAGUGUCGGCUCACUUAUCAUCAGCGAACUCAUACAGGAGAGAAACCUCAUGGGUGCAGCAUAUGUGGCAAAGCCUUCUCUACAAAGUUCAGUCUCACUACACAUCAGAAAACUCAUACAGGAGAGAAACCUUAUAUAUGUAGUGAAUGUGGAAAAGGCUUCAUUGAGAAGAGACGUCUUAUUGCACAUCAUCGUACUCAUACUGGUGAGAAACCCUAUGUAUGCAAUAAAUGUGGUAAAGGCUUCACCUUGAAGAACAGUCUUAUCACACAUCAGCAAACUCAUACAGAAGAUAAAUUAUAUAUGUGCAGUGAAUGUGGAAAAGGCUUUUCAAUGAAGCACUGUCUCAUUGUACAUCAGCGAACUCAUACUGGAGAGAAACCCUAUAUAUGCAAUGAAUGUGGAAAAGGUUUCACCUUGAAGAGCCCUCUCAUCAGACAUCAGCGAACACAUACAGGAGAGAAACCCUACAUAUGCACUGAAUGCCGAAAAGGCUUCACCAUGAAGAGUGACCUCAUUGUACAUCAGCGAACUCACACCGCAGAGAAGCCAUAUAUAUGCAAUGAUUGUGGAAAAGGCUUCACUGUGAAGAGCCGUCUGAUUGUACAUCAGCGAACUCAUACAGGAGAGAAACCCUAUGUGUGCAGUGAAUGUGGAAAAGGCUUUCCAGCAAAGAUCCGGCUAAUUGGACAUCAACGAACUCAUACAGGAGAGAAACCUUAUAUAUGCAGUGAAUGUGGAAAAGGCUUCACUGAGAAGAGUCAUCUCAAUGUACAUCGGCGCACUCAUACAGGAGAGAAACCCUAUAUAUGUAGUGAAUGUGGCAAAGGCUUAACUGGGAAAAGCAUGCUCAUUGCACAUCAGCGAAUUCAUACUGGGGAAAAACCAUAUAUAUGCAAUGAAUGUGGAAAAGCCUUCACCAUGAAGAGUACUCUAGGUAUACAUCAGCAAACUCAUACUGGAGAGAAACCAUAUAAAUGCAAUGAAUGUGGUAAAGCCUUCAGGAAGAAGACAUGCCUCAUACAACAUCAGAGGUUUCACACAGGAAAGACUUCCUUUGCAUGUAGUGAGUGUGGAAAAUUCUCUUUGCGCAAAAAUGAUCUCAUUACCCAUCAGAGAAUUCACACAGGAGAGAAACCAUAUAAAUGCAGUGAAUGUGGGAAAGCCUUCACUACAAAGUCAGGGCUCAAUGUUCAUCAAAGAAAACAUACAGGAGAGAGACCCUAUGGAUGUAGUGAUUGUGGGAAAGAUUUUGCCCACCUGUCAAUCCUUGUUAAACACAAGAGAAUUCACAGGUAG